This is a messenger RNA of Gigantopelta aegis, 858 nucleotides long. Its product is annotated as extensin-like. The coding region runs from base 1 to 858 and encodes 285 amino acids. The transcript has 2 exons. The record is from RefSeq and is a predicted model, not a curated record. Lineage: Eukaryota; Metazoa; Mollusca; Gastropoda; Neomphalida; Peltospiridae.
AUGGAUUCAUCUGAGGUGGUUCGAUCCUUCAACGCUAGCACCUCAGAUUACACAACCUGCACCCCACUCCCAAGCUUACACAACCUGCACCCCACUCCCAAGAUUACACAACCUGCACUCCACUCCCAAGCUUACACAACCUGCACCCCACUCCCAAGCUUACACUACCUGCACCCACUCCCAAGCUUACACUACCUGCACCCACUCCCAAGCUUACAUAACCUGCACCCCACUCCCAAGCUUACACAACCUGCACUCCACUCCCAAGCUUACACAACCUGCACCCCACUCCCAAGCUUACACUACCUGCACCCACUCCCAAGCUUACACUACCUGCACCCCACUCCCAAGCUUACACUACCUGCACCCCACUCCCAAGCUUACACAACCUGCACCCCACUCCCAAGCUUACACUACCUGCACCCACUCCCAAGCUUACACAGCCUGCACCCACUCCCAAGCUUACAUAACCUGCACCCCACUCCCAAGCUUACACUACCUGCACCCCACUCCCAAGCUUACACUACCUGCACCCACUCCCAAGCUUACACAACCUGCACCCCACUCCCAAGCUUACACUACCUGCACCCCACUCCCAAGCUUACACUACCUGCACCCACUCCCAAGCUUACACUACCUGCACCCCACUCCCAAGCUUACACUACCUGCACCCCACUCCCAAGCUUACACAACCUGCACCCCACUCCCAAGCUUACACUACCUGCACCCACUCCCAAGCUUACACAGCCUGCACCCACUCCCAAGCUUACACAACCUGCACCCCACUCCCAAGCUUACACAACCUGCACCCCACUCCCAAGCUUACACUACCUGCACCCCACUCCCAAGCUUACAUAA